AUCCUUCCUCGUUCCUUCUUUUCACGUCUAUCGAGCAACCCACUCCGUCUCCGUUGUUUCGGUCAAUGGAAUCAAUUUUCCCAGGAAAAUUUCUUAAUUUUCUCACCUUCCUCUUGAUUUACCAACCUUUCUGAACUCGAAUCGGAUCUCGAUUCCUCCCUGUAUCCGGCGACUCAAAUAGAUCCCCGAAAGAAGAAUCUCUCCGCUUUCUCCAUCGAUCGAUCAUCUCAUCGUGGGUAUCGAAAUUUUACAAGCUGAGCUGUGAAUUUGGGGACGGAUGUCGAAUUUUCAGAGUAAUUUCAAUCAGAAGAUAGAUUAUGUGUUCAAGGUGGUGUUGAUCGGGGACUCUGCGGUGGGGAAGUCUCAGCUCUUGGCUAGGUUUUCGAGGAACGAGUUCAGUAUCGAAUCGAAGGCUACGAUCGGCGUCGAGUUUCAGACAAGGACUCUGACAAUCGAUAGUAAGACCGUCAAAGCUCAGAUUUGGGACACAGCUGGUCAAGAACGAUAUCGAGCAGUUACAAGUGCUUACUACCGAGGAGCAGUAGGGGCAAUGCUUGUCUACGACAUAACGAAGCGACAGUCAUUCGAUCACGUGGCAAGAUGGUUGGAAGAACUGAGGGGACACGCCGACAAAAACAUAGCGAUUAUGCUUAUAGGAAACAAGACGGAUCUCGGGACACUACGUGCUGUUCCCACCGAGGAUGCGAAAGAAUACGCUCAAAGGGAAAGCCUCUUCUUCAUGGAGACAUCGGCCCUCGAUGCAAGUAACGUCGAGCCAGCUUUCCUAACGGUUCUGACAGAGAUUUAUCGGAUCGUGAGCAAGAAGAGUCUUGUUGCCAACGAUGAAGGAGAGACAGGAGGGAACUCUUCGUUGCUGAAAGGAACAAAUAUAGUUGUUCCUGGAGAAGAGACACGGUCUAAAGGGACAGGAUGUUGUGGAACAUCCUAAACCUCUUCCUGAACCAGAAGUCUGUGUGUUUUUCCACUUUUGGUUUUUUCUUUCUUCCCUUAAUCUUGUGACUCUGUGCUUUUUCUGGUUAAAUUUAUAAAAAUGGUAAUCAGUGUAACUAAUCUCUGUAUGUUUUAACGAUUCAUUGCCUUAGCCAUACAGAUUCUGUGGACCACCUCA
Molecule: messenger RNA, 1129 nt
Organism: Tarenaya hassleriana
Lineage: Eukaryota; Viridiplantae; Streptophyta; Magnoliopsida; Brassicales; Cleomaceae
Product: ras-related protein RABA4c
Exons: 2
Coding region: 278-949 (223 amino acids)
Cellular component (GO): endosome
Molecular function (GO): GTP binding; GTPase activity
Source: RefSeq, a predicted model, not a curated record